CCCACCUCCGUUCCUACAGUCACUGCUGCACGAACCCGAGAACCAGAGUCGGAACCAGAGUCUGAACCAGAGCACACAGCCGGAACCAAACAGUGGAAUUUGGACUUCAAGACUCCAGAUGACGACCAUGAGGUCGACGUGUCUUCUGCUCCUGGCCUCCGUGUGGUUCUGUCACCGGGGCCACACCGUGGGUCAGAACCUUCCGUCUGAGGACCAGACUGAGAGAAGAACCAUCGACGAGCUGCUGCUGGACAGAGCGGAGAGUCUCCUGCUGAGCUCCAUUCUCCAGCAGGUGCAGGACGGAGACGACAGAGACGACGGCUUCUCCGCUCAGCCUCAGGACUGGGUGACCAAACGACAACACUGGGGGAAGAGGUUCGACGACGGGCUGGACAAGAGACAGCAUCCAGGGAGGAGAGAGGAGGACGGGGGUGAGCAGUACCUGGACCUCCACCGGCGGCAGCACCCGGGAAAACGCGACGACGAAACGCACUCAUUCCUGGAGCUCCAGAAACGGCAGCACCCGGGAAAGCGCAGCACCUCGACCCACCUCCACGAAGACCCCGUGCUGGUGUUCGCUGGACUUUCUAAACGACAGCAUCCCGGCAAACGCUACCUGAUGCUGCACAGCAAACGGCAGCACCCGGGCAGGCGCCUGGUGGAGGAGGGUGAGGGUGAGGAUGAGGACGGGGUCUGGGCCGCGGCUCUAGGUGGAAGCCAGGAGGAGCUGGAGGAGGAGCUGGACAAGCGGCAGCAUCCAGGGAAGAGGUUUUGGGACAACUCCAGUCCCGACUUGGACACAAACAGUCCCUGUGACGUGUUGGACACGACGGGCUGCAGCAGAGCGAACCUGCUGCUCGACUUUUUAGAUCAGUUGAACAGGAGUCACGACGAGGAGAAGAGACAACACCCGGGUAAGAGGCUGGCACCGGCGGAGGACUUAGUCCCGGCAGAGUGACGUCUGCUGGGUCACGGCCACACGAGUGUAAAUGAAGUGAUCAGUGAAAUCAGUUGUCAUUAAAAUAACCAGUUCACUUUA
Molecule: messenger RNA, 1039 nt
Organism: Cynoglossus semilaevis (tongue sole)
Lineage: Eukaryota; Metazoa; Chordata; Actinopteri; Pleuronectiformes; Cynoglossidae
Gene: trh
Product: thyrotropin-releasing hormone
Exons: 3
Coding region: 119-958 (279 amino acids)
Biological process (GO): positive regulation of gamma-aminobutyric acid secretion; histamine metabolic process; positive regulation of insulin secretion
Cellular component (GO): extracellular region; secretory granule
Molecular function (GO): thyrotropin-releasing hormone activity
Source: RefSeq, a predicted model, not a curated record